This is a messenger RNA of Hibiscus syriacus, 552 nucleotides long. RefSeq names its product peroxygenase-like. Bases 1 to 552 code for a protein of 183 amino acids. Gene Ontology annotation, molecular function: calcium ion binding; monooxygenase activity. NCBI's taxonomy places the organism in Eukaryota, Viridiplantae, Streptophyta, Magnoliopsida, Malvales, Malvaceae. The record is from RefSeq and is a predicted model, not a curated record. The transcript is spliced from 5 exons.
AUGGGAAGGGCAAUGGAAGCUGUGGACAUUGAACAUCCACAUGGAACUGAAGGACGUGUUCUUCAGCAUCAUGCUUCCUUUUUUUAUCAGAACAAAGACGGAAUCGUUUAUCCCUCUGAGACUUACAGAGGUUUGAGAAACCUUAGUCUCGGUUUCUUUGAAAGCGUUUUUGCUGGAAUCGUCAUCAAUAUAGGGUUGAGUUAUUCCACAACAGAAGGAUGGAUAACAGAACUAUUUUCCCCCAUAUAUAUUAAAAGAAUCCACAAAUGCAAGCAUGGCAGUGAUUCUUCAACGUUUGACACUGAAGGAAGGUUCAUGCCAGUUAAUUUUGAGAACUUCUUCAGCAAGUAUGCUCGAACCUGGCACAUGACACAGUCGAAUCGAAACCAGUAUGACUUCCUUGGCUGGAUAAUCUCAAAGGGCGAAUGGCUGCUUUUGUAUCGGAUUGCAAACGAUUCACAAGGUUAUCUAGCAAAAGAAGCAGUAAGGGGAUGCUACGAUGGGAGUUUGUUUGAUUAUAUUACCAUGAUGAAAAAGGCUAAAAAUAAUUAA